Messenger RNA from Trichomonas vaginalis G3, 1542 nucleotides. Its product is annotated as sister chromatid cohesion. The transcript has a single exon. The record is from RefSeq and is a predicted model, not a curated record. Gene Ontology annotation, biological process: DNA-templated DNA replication. NCBI's taxonomy places the organism in Eukaryota, Parabasalia, Trichomonadida, Trichomonadidae. Bases 1 to 1542 code for a protein of 513 amino acids. Gene Ontology annotation, molecular function: chromatin binding.
AUGUCUGAAUUCGAUUUCGAUAAAUUUCUCGAAUCUCCUUGUGAUUUCAUUCAAGAAAGGAUUCAAGCAAGGACAGAUCUUCCUGAUUUUGGAAUUUCUGAAGAUUUAGGCAAUGUUAUUUCAAAUAAUCAAGGAAUUAUUAAAAAGAUUCCUCUUGUUACAAAUCUUUCAGAAGUUCAUAUGUGCCCACCAGAGAAACUAGUCCGUAUUAGAGCUGUUAUGCGAUCAUACAAUGAUAGAAUAGUUGUUCCUGGAUUAAUUGAAACUGCAAAUGGAAAUUAUUCAUAUCUUGCGCGAUCAAAAAUACCAGAAGAUAUGGUUGUUGAGGAUAUGCUAGUGAAUGAAACACCAGAUAUGAAGUUCCACGUUGCAGACGCAUCUCAGAUUCUUGUUGAGUUAAUUAAUAUUGAAAAUGAGUGGGUAAAAGAAUAUCUGAAAGAUCAAAAGCCAUCUGCCCCUACAAAACCAACCAAAUGCAAAGAAUGUCACGAUCAUUCUGAUGAACCAGUGUUAGUAUUAGUCAGAGACUUAAAUCAGAACGAGAAAUUAUUCAAACUAUCUAAUAUGGUUGAUAUCAUCGGCUAUUUCGAAGAACCUGUUUUAGAUGAAAGUGUUUCUCCAUUUUCUGCGAUUUCUUCAUACGUUCCAUCAUUCUGCGCAUUACAUACUGUCCCUGUAUCCUAUAUUUAUGACAAUAAAGUCUUGGAAAACGACCAAUUACAAAAAGGAAGGCAAUUAACUUUAGAUGCCUUGAAAACUGUAUUUGAUCCAAAGGCUGCCGAGCUUGUCCUUCUUUGGCUUGUGUCUAGAGUACGUUCUCGCGUUGGUGCACAGCUUGUUGGCUCUUUUUCUUUGAAUUUAUUUGGAAUUGAUCCAGAAAAAAUACCAGAAAUCAUUCAAUUCCUCCAACAAAUAUGUACAUCAGUAGUAUACUAUACAUGUUCUAUUGAUAAUUUGAACCAGAAGCAACUUAAACCAGUAAUUGACGAUGAAACCUACAAAAGCUCUCCAAUUUGGUCAUUUGAUAACAACAGAUACGUAUUUGAUGAAACACAGCUUACAGAAGGAAAUCUUAAUGAAGUUGGAGCAGAAAAUCUUCGUUUAAUAAACGAAUUGGUCAAUUUCCAAUCAAUGAAGAUCCAGCAUUACUACGAUAUCAAAGUAGAUGUUUCUUACCCAUCGCUUGUCCUUUCUACAACAAGAUCUUUAAUUGAUUGCGAUGUUCACGCUCCCUGUGAGCUCAGUACUGGAAAAUCUAUUAAUUUCAGCGAUGAAGAUAUCGCAUUGAUUCGAACGUAUGUCGAUCAAGCAAGAUUUAGCCAAGUUCACCUUGAUCAAAUUCCGAAAGAAAGUUAUGACUCAGCUGUUUCAAGAAUGGUCCAAAUAUUCCACUCAAAUCAGAAAAUGUCGCAAACAGACUUGAACAUUUUCAUCGAAAUCGCAAGUUUAAUCAUGAUUUCGAAAGGAUUAUCAGAUUUAUCAAAAGAUGUUCUCGAUGAAGCUGUGUCGAUAUUAGAAUUUGUUAUUCCUCAUAGAAAAUAG